AUGUCGCGUGGGUCCAGCGCCGGCUUCGAUCGCCACAUCACCAUCUUCUCCCCCGAGGGGCGUCUCUACCAAGUGGAAUACGCCUUCAAAGCCAUCAGCCAGGGGGGGCUGACCACCGUGGCCGUGAGGGGGGAGGACUCUGUGGCCGUGGUCACCCAGAAAAAAGUGCCGGAUAAGCUCCUGGAUCCCGGCACCGUCACCAACCUGUAUCGCUUGACGGAGACCAUCGGCUGCGCCAUGACCGGCAUGAGCGCCGACGGCCGGUCCCAGGUGCAGCGCGCCCGGCACGAGGCAGCCGAAUGGAAGUACAAGAAGGGCUACGAGAUCCCGGUGGCGACGCUGUGCCGGCGCCUGGCUGACAUCUCCCAGGUCUACACGCAGAACGCCGAGAUGAGACCCCUGGGCUGCUGUAUGAUCCUGAUCGGGAUCGACCACGAACUGGGGCCCCAGCUGUUCAAAUGCGACCCGGCGGGCUACUACUGCGGCUAUAAAGCGACCACUGCUGGGGUGAAGCAGACCGAGGCUAACAGCUUCCUGGAGAAGACCUUGAAGAAGAAACAGGGCUCGCCUGUGGAUCCUGUCGAGCUGGCGAUUACUUGCUUAUCGACGGUCCUCUCCACGGACUUCAAGGCCAGCGAGAUCGAAGUGGGGAUAGUGACAUCAGAGAAUCCCCGAUUCCGGACACUGAGCGAGGAUGAGAUCGAGCACCACCUGGUCGCCAUCGCAGAAAGGGAUUGA
This is a messenger RNA of Terrapene triunguis (Three-toed box turtle), 738 nucleotides long. Its product is annotated as proteasome subunit alpha type-6-like. The record is from RefSeq and is a predicted model, not a curated record. Lineage: Eukaryota; Metazoa; Chordata; Testudines; Emydidae. Gene Ontology annotation, cellular component: proteasome core complex, alpha-subunit complex; cytosol; proteasome core complex. Gene Ontology annotation, biological process: ubiquitin-dependent protein catabolic process. Bases 1 to 738 code for a protein of 245 amino acids. The transcript is spliced from 7 exons.